CUAGCCUAUUCUUUUGUCUUCCACAGAAUUAGUCCCAGAUCUCCAUGUUUGCAUGACCUGUCACCUGACCAGCGGAAGACUACCGAUUAUUGCAACAAAAUGAUGGUGAAAUGGGUGUUGAUGCUAAAUGACGUAACAUUUAUGGCUUGAAAGAAGAUGCCAAUGACUCGUGCAAUGAACACCAUUUUUCCAUUUGCCAUUCGGGAGGUAUUCUAAUGGACCUAGAAUCCAAGGCUGUGUAGGUGUGGAUUUGUCUUUGACAUAAUGGGUUGUGGAGGCUCCAGGACAGAUGUGUUGGAGCCAAGAUAUAUGGAGAGCUGGACCAAAGAGACAGAGUCCACUUGGCUGGCAAGCACAGACACAGACAUCCCCCUGUCCUCCAUCCAGAGCAUCCCCUCAGAAAACUCUUCAGAGGCAAGCUUCCCAUCAGAGAAAACUGCCAACCUUGAUCUCUUUGAUGAUGGUCUGCCUGCUCCGGGUCAGGCAUAUGUGAAAGUGUGUUCUGCCAUGUCUGAGGUGGGACUGAAUGACAUGAAAACUGGCACCACCCCUGUAAUACUCUCUUCUCAAGAGCAGGAAGUGCUGUCUUCUUCUGCGACCACAGUACAGAAGAGAAGUGUGUUGCGAACUGAGGAAAUUACAAAAUGGCAGGACAACAGGAUGUCCACCAAGCAAGUGACCAUCACUGUGACUCAAAGUAUACGGCAAGUGGACAAGAGCGGGAAGAUCAAGGAGACAUCGCAAACCACCUAUGAGGUCAUGAAACCGGUGGAUUGUCUGAAGGCAGUUGACUCAGUGCCUCAAUGAGGUGGAUACGCAAGACCUCGUGAAGAUUGUAUCUUGGAUUUCUUGAGAGCUUUGGUGAAGAUGUCAUGGACCAAAGAAGUAAAAAGCAGGGAUGACCUAAAUGAACAAGUUCAUCUGUGCUUAAUCAGUGAUUACCAGGUUUCAUUCAAGGGUCAUUUGAUUGUUUGUUUCAUCAUUCAGUCACAUUCUUCUUUAAUAAUGUUUAUUUUUAUGUACAAUUUUCCCUUGUAACGUCUAUGUCAUAAUGAUCUCUCUUUUUUUUU
Messenger RNA from Rhinichthys klamathensis goyatoka, 1070 nucleotides. RefSeq names its product BAALC binder of MAP3K1 and KLF4 b (gene baalcb). Gene Ontology annotation, cellular component: cytoplasm. The transcript is spliced from 3 exons. The record is from RefSeq and is a predicted model, not a curated record. Bases 265 to 807 code for a protein of 180 amino acids. NCBI's taxonomy places the organism in Eukaryota, Metazoa, Chordata, Actinopteri, Cypriniformes, Leuciscidae.